Messenger RNA from Magnusiomyces paraingens, 3399 nucleotides. RefSeq lists its product as uncharacterized. The record is from RefSeq and is a predicted model, not a curated record. Gene Ontology annotation, biological process: regulation of chromosome condensation. NCBI's taxonomy places the organism in Eukaryota, Fungi, Ascomycota, Dipodascomycetes, Dipodascales, Dipodascaceae. The transcript has a single exon. Bases 1 to 3399 code for a protein of 1132 amino acids.
AUGAGCUCUACACCAGGAAGAGCAGUUUACGGACGCAAAAGCGUUAACAAAACCCGUGUGGGAUCUUCUUUUGACCCGGCAUACCUACAAUCUAAGUCAUCAUCACCAUCUUUAUUUUCACCGCAAAGUUAUUACUCCAGCACAUCGCAGUCAACAGUUCUAAAACCCCCCAGCCCGUUUCAAACCAGCUCAUUUAGCGUAUUCAACACCCCAUCAACUUCAAGACCUACUUAUUCUAAGCGACGAUUACAAACUGGUGAUGGGAGCCGUCUGAAUAGUCCGGGUCUUUCCAGUAGGCAUAGUCCAACGCCAUUAAAAUCUCCAUCAACAGAGCCAGAAAGCCAAGAAACGUCAAAACAAGAUGCUGCAUCCUGUGCAGGCACGGAACAACCAUCAGCAUUUCGAAAAUUAAUAACUGAAGAUGACGAAUCGUCUCAACCUAUUACAGAGGUAGAUUCUAUUUCGGAAACGCAGAAAUUAAUCAGCUCAAAAACGGAUGACGAAGAGUCAGCUUCUACAACCAAGGAUAAUGACAUUUUUACUCCAUCGGAUCUGCCAAAUAAAAGCAAGGAAGAAGAAGAUAUUUUUGCUUUACCAGACCCUCCAAAGCAAAACAAAGAGGAAGAAGAUAUAUUUACACUUCUGGAAUCUAGACCAGCCCUUCCAGUACAAAAAAAGACCAACAUGCAAAAGGCUUUGGAACGUCGUGCAAAAGCUCAGCAGAGAUCAGCUUCGAAAAGACACAGUUUAUCGCCUGUGGCGACAGACUUAAAAGAUAUAAAAAAAUCACCUACAAUAUCUCCUGAAACUAGCAAACCAGUUUUGAGUAAAAUUGUGGUUCUUAAAAUUCCACAAAAGAAAUCUUCAGAUCCCACACCAAUCACUACGCCAACGAGGAUAUCAUUACCUGUGACGAAAUUAACAAAACCUUCUUCUCAAUUCCAGCAUCCUAAGAAUACUACAAAACCCGUCAAAUCCUCUCCAUUGCGGUCUUUUGAAUCACCUCCAAAGCAAUCUACGCAAAUUGAAAAUCGAAGGCGUUCCCUAAGAAUAUCUUCACAAAGUACUUUCAAUUCGGAACCUGAUAUUAAAAUAAUUGCCAGCAAACCUGUAAUUCGUGCGUCUCCUUCUUCUUCAGACCCAGCCAUUUACAGAAAGCGCUCAGCUUCAUUAAUAUCAAAUAGUUCUAUUGAGUCUGUAUCACUCAAUUCUAAUGAUAACAGUCCAAGGCGAAUGCUCACUGUCAAAAAAAUUAGAACACCUUCUCAGCCAACUUCAUUAAUAUCACCGACAAGAACUUCUAUUAUUGCAAAAGAGUCUGUACCUGCCACAAAGAAAUUGUCUUCAAUCGAGCAACAAGCUUGGAGUUUCUUAGAUUCAGUUCAGCUAUCACCUCCACAAAAGAAUAAAAAGCAAAAAUUUGCGCAACUUAGCUCUCUUAAUUAUAAUAGUGACUCUGAAUCUGAAACCGAGCAACAAAAUACUAGCAUCAUCAAAAAUACAUCGACCAUCUCUUACGACUUCACCAGCGAGACUCAGACUGACGAAGUUAAAGAAAAUACUGAUGAUAGUUCCACUACUCAUGAUUCCGGAUUGUUGACACCAAUAAAUAGGCUUUCUAUUUCUAGAAAACAGUGGUCUACUGUCCGUGCCACUUAUAGUGGAUCACGACGAUACGGAUCUGAAAGAAGUUAUCUCGCUGAUUCCACAACUGGAAACAAUGACAAUGAUGAACUUGGUUUGAUAGAUCAACUGGCUUACAAUAACGAUGAAAAUUCUUCUAACGAAGAGGAAAAUGAUGACAACAACGAUGAUUUUGGUGGAAAUCUCAAAACUGUAUAUGAGCUACGAGCAAUCGGAGGAAACACCAAGUUCACAGACGAAGUUCAAUAUAUUUUAGAUGGCUUAGGCAAUGGUGUUUCUGGUCGAAGAAGCAGCUUGCUGGAACUUGCUGAAAAGUGUAUAGAUCCAGAGUUUGCGCAAGAGUUUAGAGCGUCAAGCAUUCCUGGAGAAUUGUUCACUGAAGUUCGAGAAGAAAAAGACGUUAUUUCGACUUUUUUGGUUGGGUUUCUUGUUUGUACGCUUGUUUCUGGAGACGCCACCCAUGCAGGUCUAGCAGCAGCUUUAGUUCAAUCAUAUGGCAUUAUUGACGUGUUGAUGGAUAUGGUUGAUGACACUGAUGAUAUUUCGCGUGUUGUUUUCCGUCGCCAGAUUGGAGCGUCGCGCAUUUUUCAGCAACUGUUUCGCGAAACAUUGACCAAAUUCUAUACUGUGUUUGCCGAUGAUGGAAAAACGCUUGUGUUAUCACGGUCUUUGGUAGCGCUUACAGCAUUAAGUGCUUUAGAGAAACAAGAUGAACGUGUUGAGAUAUAUUUAAUUACUCAGCUCUUGCAAAAGAAAUUAAUCCCUCGAUUGCUUUCUUUGGGAGAAACACUUGAAGAAGAAUUGCUACCGGUAGCAAAACAUGAAGAGUGGAAGAUUUCUGAAGAGCAGGCUAAAAAUGACACUGAAAAGAUGGAAAUGGUUCAGGGGUACCUUUCUCAGCUUUAUUUGCUGAAUAUGAUUUCUGUUCAAAUAGAGUAUCUGUCGCAAAAUGCCUUUGAAGAUAUGCUCAUCCUUUUUGAGUCUGACUCUAAGUUUUUGUUCCGUCUUCCAGAGUUUAUGGACCAUUUGUGUACAGUUUGGAAAAACAAAGACAAAUACGAAGAAUGCAAUGUUUACGUGCUUCAUUCCAUCAAAGGAUUAACGAUCGAGUGGUUAAAAAUUCUCAUUUUAGUCACUAGUAACGUUGAUUUUAGCCAGAUUAUGGCAGAUCCACAUUCGCGGCGGGGCCGGUUUUUUAGUCGUGUAUAUGACAUGAAGUUAGCAGCCAAAAUCCUUGACUUUUUAAGUUCAUUUAUUGAGUUUCGGAAAAACAAGAAAUCGGAAAAGGAGCAUCACUCGCGCGCAAUGCUCGACAAAAACAUGGAGCUAUUUGCUUGGGGGUUGCUAGUUAACUUGUGCGAAAGCAGCGCUGUUACUAGCUAUCUGUUAACGAAUUCCGAGACACUUUCCAUUCUCAAGAUACUUAUGGAGCUGGCGUUUGACCAAAUGACUCGUCAAUCGUCUUUGCAGUCCGAGCCUGAAGAAGGGUUGCAAAGAGGUAGCGGAGUUGGUAACACUAGCCAUGGGUUCCAUUGCCGCGGGUACCAAUUUCUUGUUUUAGGAAUUGUAAUGACGAAGCAGCGCAAUAUUGCUCUACACAAGUUCAGCGCUAGUGAGAAAGAGAAUGUGCAGAAGGGGUUGCGAGAAUUUGAGCAAGGCCUUUCUGCCGAGUGGGGUCGUGGGCUACGUAGCCAAGUGACACAUGUGUUGAAGCUGUUUGACGAGGCUACCGAAAAAAGUCUAGUAAUUUUAUGA